Molecule: messenger RNA, 1239 nt
Organism: Cryptococcus wingfieldii CBS 7118
Lineage: Eukaryota; Fungi; Basidiomycota; Tremellomycetes; Tremellales; Cryptococcaceae
Product: GTP cyclohydrolase I
Exons: 5
Coding region: 1-1239 (412 amino acids)
Biological process (GO): tetrahydrobiopterin biosynthetic process; tetrahydrofolate biosynthetic process
Cellular component (GO): cytoplasm
Molecular function (GO): GTP binding; GTP cyclohydrolase I activity; zinc ion binding
Source: RefSeq, a predicted model, not a curated record
AUGCCCGCCCAUCCCGCAGACCCCCCCGUCCCCCAGUCCGCCCGCCCCAUCCCCACCCAGAACCGCAACAACCUCGACCUCCUCUCCGAGUCUUCCACCGGUUCAUGGGAGCGAGGAAGAAUGGCCAACAACGCCCGUUCGCCCCCCACCGGCUCUGCUCAUUUGCCAGAGUCCCUUGCAUCUGCUUCUUCCCCUGCGCCAGCUGAAGGCGGGGCCACCCGACCUUGGCCUGAAGACAAGAAGCUCUCCCGCCCCAACCCUGCUACGGGCCGUCAAGCGUUCCCCACUGCGCCUCACUACCCCCGCCAGCCCCGGGAAGGCUACGGCUUCCGACCCGCCUCGGGCCAAACGACUCCCACCAACCCUGCUGCUGGAAGUGUAAACUAUCCUUUCCCCAGUACGAGCCGGGCCGGGGCUGGCUUGAACGCGAGGGAGGAGGAGGAUGAUGAUGACAUGGACCACAGGCCUGAUGGAAAGACUAUGGCCGAGCUGCAGGGUGAGAUCAGGGAGGAGCUUGUAAAGGAUGGGUUGGAUCAUGAUAGUUUGGUCAAUGCUGCCAAGAGUGUUGUGAGCACUGGUGGCAGCAGUGGGUACAUUGCUGGUAUCGCUGAUGAGCAUGGUCUGGGUUGGCCCGCCAAGUCUACCCACCUCCGUUUGCACUCUACCCCCGAAGAAAAGGCCGCCAACCAGCAACUCCUCACCUCGGCUUUGCGUACCGUCUUGGAGUGCAUCGGCGAAGAUCCCGACCGUGAAGGCUUGCAGCGUACGCCCGAGCGAUACGCCAAGGCUUUGUUGUGGAUGACAAAGGGAUACGAGGAGAGACUGGUCAGCGUCAUUAAUGAUGCCGUGUUUGCCGAGGACCAUGACGAGAUGGUGAUUGUAAGGGAUAUCGAGGUUUUCAGUCUUUGCGAGCACCACCUGAUCUCUAUCGGUUACAUCCCCAACAAGCUUGUCCUUGGUCUCUCCAAACUCGCGCGUAUUGCCGAGACCUUUUCCCGUCGGCUUCAAGUACAGGAGCGACUCACCAAGCAAGUCGCUUUGGCUGUCGAGGAGGCUAUCCGACCCCGUGGUGUUGCCGUCGUCAUGGAAGCUUCCCACAUGUGCAUGUCCAUGAGAGGUGUUCAGAAGCCUGGCGCUACCACAGUCACCAGCACCAUGCUCGGUUGCUUCAGACAGCAGCAAAAGACUCGAGAAGAGUUCUUGACCCUCAUCCGAUCGCCCAGCGUUGCGCGACAUUAG